GGACAGAGUUGGAAUGUGAUUGAAUUUAAUGAAUUAUGCAAAUAUUUUAAUUUUUCAUGUGUACCGGUUCAGUAUUUUUCCAUUCAACCUUAACGAAAUUAUUGUUUUUAGUAUUAUAAUACUUUUGAGUGCAGUCCAGUGCUGAACUGCAAAAAUGGAUGUUAAAUCUUAUCUUUUUUCUUGGUGUUCGAAAAGAAACCUAACGCCAAUUUUCGAUAUUCGUCCUACCGGACCGAAACAUCGUCAGCGUUUUUUGUGUGAAGUUCGAGUAGAUGGCUACACAGAUGCUGGUGCAGGGAAUUCUGUCACUAAGAAAGAAGCUCAGAAGAAUGCUUCGCGGGAUUUUGUUAAUUAUUUGAUAAGAACCGGAGUGAUAAACUCAACUGAAGUUCCUGCUGAUGUUAAUGUUAGAAAUGAAGUUCCACAAGUUUCCGGAAAUAGCGGGAUUGUUGGUGUAAUUCAACCAAAUACACAUAACCAGAGACCAGUUUUCCAGGAAGGAAUGGGUCCACAAAUCAUGGGACAAGCAUACCAUGCGGUAGGAGGUCCAAGCCAAACAUUCACAUACAUGGACCGUCUACAACAGCAGAAGAACGUAGCAGAAGCUGAAGAUUUAGAUGUAAAUGCCAUUCUCCAUGGCAACUGGACAAUGGAGAAUGCUAAAUCGAAACUACAUCAGUUUAUGCAAAUACAUAAAAUUAAUGCGGAUUACGUCUACAAAGCUGUAGGUCCAGAUCACACGAGGAGUUUUUGUUGUGAAAUGACAAUAUACGUACGAGAAUUGGGUCGUAACGUGACUGGUCGUGAGACAGCUUCUAACAAACACACAGCAAGUAAAUCAUGCGCUUUAUCAAUUGUAAGACAAUUGUAUCAUCUCGGUGUUAUCGAAGCUUUCAGUGGUACACUAAAGAGAGAUAGAUCUGGUGAAUUUAAUAUGAAGCCUUACCCGGUGGCUAUAAAUCCUGAGUUGGAGAAAGAAAUUGAAGAGACAUUGCAAGAUUUAGGCAUAGAAGCAAUUGAUGUUGAAAAUGCUAAAAAAGAGAGUACAGAAGAUGGAGAUAGUACGGUGACGUUGCUGCAGUUAGACAGAGUGAAGGCGAUGAGGGAGGCCCGGCCUGUACCUGGUGGUGUUGUCUCCUGGUCCCCGCCGCAACAGAACUGGAAUGCAUGGACAGCGUGUAAUAUUGACGAGGGUCCUCUAGCUACGUCCAGUUUGGAAGAAAUCAGCAGUGAUUUGGAGAAACAUCAUAGAUCUGUGUGUCAGAACAGUCAGCUGUAUCAGGAAAGUCUCAAAGAAAGAGAACAGUUACCUGUAUUUGCUAUGAAAAAUACUAUAAUGGAAGCCAUCAAUGAGAACUCUGUGGUCAUCAUCAGAGGUAACACUGGCUGCGGGAAGACUACUCAGGUGUGCCAGUUCAUAUUGGACGACUACAUAGCGAGCGGUCAGGGCGCGUGGGCCAACGUGUGCGUGACGCAGCCGCGCCGCAUCUCCGCUGUCAGCGUUUCUGAACGCGUCGCCAGUGAACGUUGCGAGGAACUAGGCAAUAGUGUGGGAUAUUCAGUUCGUUUCGAAUCUGCAUUACCGAGGCCGUACGGCUCUAUCAUGUUCUGUACAAUCGGCGUGUUGCUGAGGAAGUUAGAAAGUGGUCUGAGAGGAGUCAGUCAUGUACUCGUGGAUGAGGUUCACGAGCGAGACGCGGACACAGACUUCGCUUUAAUUCUGUUACGUGACAUGGCGCAUACUUAUCCUGACUUGAGAAUAAUAUUAAUGUCAGCUACAGUUGAUGUAACAUUGUUCACCAAUUAUUUUGGAAACUGUCCUGUUAUUGAGAUCCCCGGACGUACGUAUCCAGUGAAACAAUAUUUCUUAGAAGAUUGUAUAGAGCUGACACAGUUCAUUCCACCUCCAGAAAUACGUAAACGAAAGGUCACCGGCAAACGAGCUACUAAAGAAGAAGACGAUGAAGAGGAUGAAGGUUUGGGAGAUGAUCAGGAGGAAGAUUUGAAUAGAAAUUGUGUCCUUGGAGACAAUUACACUCAGCAUACCAAAGAAACCAUAAGCAAAAUGUCCGAGAAAGAUCUAAGCUUUGAAUUGAUUGAAGCAUUAUUACUAUACAUAAGGAAAUUGGACGGCGACGGAGCUGUAUUGAUAUUUUUAACUGGAUGGAACAUUAUAUUUGCUUUAAUGAAACAUUUGAUGCGAUCAAAUAUCUUCGGGGAUACAUCUAAGUAUGUGAUUCUGCCCCUGCAUAGUCAGAUACCAAGAGAAGAUCAGAAGAAAGUCUUUAUAACACCUCCGCCAGGCAUCACUAAGGUGAUAAUAUCAACAAAUAUAGCGGAAACAUCAAUAACGAUUAAUGAUGUUGUUUAUGUGAUUGACUCGUGUAAAGCAAAAAUGAAAUUGUUUACAUCUCAUAAUAAUAUGACAUCCUAUGCCACUGUUUGGGUUAGUAGGACGAAUUUAGAACAGCGCAAAGGUCGCGCGGGACGAGUGCGGCCGGGAGUCUGCUUCACGUUGUGCUCGCGCGCUCGCUAUGAUCACCUCGACGAGCACCAGACAGCGGAGAUGUUCCGUACACCGCUGCAUGAACUGGCACUCAGUAUAAAGUUGCUGCGGCUGGGCAGCAUCGGGCACUUCCUGUCGAAGGCGCCGGAGCCGCCGCCGGUGGACGCCGUCAUUGAGGCGGAGGCCUUGCUGCGUGAGCUCGGUUGUCUGGACGCUGCGGAUGCGCUCACGCCACUCGGGACUAUACUGGCUAAGCUUCCUAUAGAACCUCGUCUGGGUAAGAUGAUGGUGUUGGGCUUCGUGCUGGGUGUUGGCGACGCGCUGACCACGAUGGCUGCCAACUCUACCACCUUCCCGGAGAUCUUCAUGGUGGAGGGCCGCAGGAGAUUGUCCAUGCACCAGCGAGCGCUCGCUGGCGACAGAGCAUCAGAUCAUGUCACCAUGUUGAAUUCAUUCCAAAUAUGGGAGAGAGAGAGGGCGAAGGGCGAGGAGGCGGCGACGCGCUGGUGCGAGUGGAAGGGAGUGCAGCAGACCACACUGCAAGUCACCUACGAAGCCAAGACACAACUUACUAAUAUCCUAACAACAACAGUGGGUUUCUCCGGCGAGUGUUGUGUGCCGCAGCACUGGGUGUCGAAUGGUCCCGACCCCGUCCUGGACCAGGUGAUCGCGUUACUCUGCAUGGGUCUUUACCCCAACGUGUGUCUGCAUCAAGGCAAGAGAAGGGUAUUAACAACAGAAGGCAAGUCAGCGUUGAUACAUAAAACAUCAGUGAACUGCAGCAAUCUGGAACAGAAAUUCCCAUCACCGCUGUUCGUGUUUGGUGAGAAAGUUCGUACUCGCGCCAUCUGCUGCAAACAGACAACUAUGGUGUCGCCUCUUCAUCUCUUACUCUUCGGCUGCAGGAAGGUGGAAUGGGUAGACAACGUGAUACGUUUAGACAAUUGGUUGAACUUCGAGAUGAAUCCGCGCUCUGCAGCUCUGGUGGUGGCUCUCAGACCCGCCAUUGAGAAGUUGGUGGAGCGCGCCGCCGCUCAGCCUGAUGCAGCACUAGAAUUCUCUCAAAUUGAGAAAAAGGUACUACAUUGUAUGAAAUCGCUUUGCGUAUUCGAGGCAGGUGAUUAUAAUAUACAACGAGAUGCCUGUAAACCUACUUUUAGACUGGAUACAAAGAGAGCACCAUUGGGAUGGGGCCCAAAUAAUCAUAGAGGGAACUUUGGUAGUUUAGGCUUCGGAGAUCAAGUGGGAUACAGCAAUCGGGGAGGAUUUAGCAAUCGAAGUUAUGGCAAUAGGGGAGGAUUUGGCAAUAGGGGAGGUUUCGGAAAUAGAGGAGGAUUUGGGAACAGAGGAGGGUUUGGUAAUCAAGGAUAUGGGUUCUAUCAGAUUGAUUCAAAUGGAUUUAAUAAUCGAAGGGGCUUCGGCAAUCGCGGCGGCUUUGGAUACAGUAAUAAUAAUUACGGUAAUACGAGUGGAUUCCAAGGAAGUAGUGGCUAUGGUAAUUAUAAUUAUGGAAAUUCCAGUGGCGGUAGCAGUUAGAUAUAAUUUAUUAGAAAAUGUUUUGA
Molecule: messenger RNA, 4068 nt
Organism: Papilio xuthus (Asian swallowtail)
Lineage: Eukaryota; Metazoa; Arthropoda; Insecta; Lepidoptera; Papilionidae
Gene: mle
Product: dosage compensation regulator mle
Exons: 23
Coding region: 155-4042 (1295 amino acids)
Biological process (GO): positive regulation of transcription by RNA polymerase II; regulation of mRNA processing
Cellular component (GO): nucleolus; intracellular anatomical structure; ribonucleoprotein complex
Molecular function (GO): ATP binding; 3'-5' DNA helicase activity; RNA helicase activity
Source: RefSeq, a predicted model, not a curated record